Triticum aestivum (bread wheat) is the source of this 1242-nucleotide messenger RNA. RefSeq names its product TATA-box-binding protein 1. Lineage: Eukaryota; Viridiplantae; Streptophyta; Magnoliopsida; Poales; Poaceae. The transcript is spliced from 7 exons. Bases 208 to 909 code for a protein of 233 amino acids. Gene Ontology annotation, biological process: DNA-templated transcription initiation. Gene Ontology annotation, molecular function: DNA binding. The record is from RefSeq and is a predicted model, not a curated record.
UCUCUCCUCGCGACCACCCCGUCGAACCCUAACCCGCACCCUGAUCCGCCGCCGCCACCGCCUCCACCACCAGCCCACCGAAGCCUCCCACCGUUCCAUUCGCUUCCCUCCCACCGCUUCCUCCUCCUCAUAAAGCCUGCCCCGUUCGAAAAUCUUUGCCUCCAGAUCGUGAUCCUGCGGCAGUUCUUGGAUCGCCAGAUCGAUCGGAUGGCUGCCGCGGCGGUGGACCCGAUGGUGCUUGGGCUGGGAACGAGCGGAGGUGCGAGCGGGAGCGGAGUGGUAGGAGGCGGUGUUGGGAGAGCAGGAGGAGGGGGUGCGGUGAUGGAAGGGGCGCAGCCGGUGGAUCUCGCCAGGCACCCCUCCGGCAUCGUCCCCGUCCUCCAGAACAUUGUGUCGACUGUUAAUCUGGACUGCAGGUUGGAUCUGAAACAAAUUGCCUUACAGGCCCGUAAUGCAGAGUACAACCCAAAGCGUUUUGCAGCGGUUAUCAUGAGGAUAAGGGACCCCAAGACGACAGCUCUUAUAUUUGCUUCAGGAAAGAUGGUAUGCACUGGAGCAAAGAGUGAAGAACACUCGAAGCUUGCUGCCAGGAAGUAUGCACGAAUUGUCCAAAAGCUUGGCUUCCCAGCUACAUUCAAGGACUUCAAGAUCCAGAACAUUGUUGCCUCAUGUGACGUGAAAUUUCCCAUUCGUCUCGAGGGCCUUGCUUAUUCCCAUGGCGCCUUCUCCAGUUAUGAGCCAGAGCUCUUUCCUGGGUUGAUUUACCGUAUGAAACAGCCAAAGAUUGUCCUCCUUGUAUUUGUCUCUGGAAAGAUUGUUCUCACGGGAGCUAAGGUGCGGGAUGAGAUAUAUGCUGCCUUUGAGAACAUCUACCCGGUGCUAACUGAGUACAGGAAAUCUCAGCAAUGAGGGGAGGAUCCAUCAGCUAAAGUGGGAGUUCCCUGCUUCUUCUGUACAUAGAAAACUAAAAAGAUCUGACUGCGUCUCUUCUCUCUCUUUUAACUUCUUACUGCCAAGAACUAGGUUUAGAAUGCCAAGUACUCGUAGAAAAAGAUUGUAUUCUUUUCAUAACCGGGAGCCGACAAGCAACUGUGGUAUGUUAAGAGAUCAUGUUUAUCUGUAAAUACAUGACUCAAUUUUGCUCUAGUUCUCUAUUAUUGAGACGGUUAUGAAUUUGAUGAGUUAAGGACUGGAUGAUGAGAAAACGUUCUGUAGUUAAUUUGUGGCACAUUUUUUGAGUUA